AUGAGGGGGUUGUUGGUGUUAGGAGUGAUAUGUUUAGUGACGCUGUGUACAGCCCACGAGGCUGAGGCCGACGACCAGGCUGUGGCGGCCAGCAAACAUGAGCAUGGUGGCGGCCACGAACACCAUGCCCACCACCACCAUGAACAUGGCGGCAAAGGCCACAAGGGACACAAGGGACAUCACCACCAUCACAAGGGUGACGAAGGUCAUCACGGCAAGCACCAUCAUGAAGGCCAUCACCACGAACACGGAGGCGGUCAUAAGAAACAUUGGGACGAACACGAUCAUCACGGUGAACACCACGAGAAAGGCCACCACCACAAGGGUGAGAAACAUGGACACCACGAACACCACGAUAAGGGCGAGAAGACCGACGGAUACCACAAGAAAUACCACAAAGACCACUUCCACAAGGACCACCACUUCCACGAUGGACACCAUCACGAAGGCAAACACCACAAGCACGGACAUCACCACAAACACCACGAGGAUCACGGCGGCCACCACAAGAAGGGCGGUCAUCACCACUCCGGUCACCAUGAAGACCACUACGGCAAACACGGCCACCAUGACAAACACCACUACGACGAGGAUCACCAUGGACACAAGGGACAUCACGGACAUGAUGAACACCAUCAUCACCACCACGACCAUGGCAAGAAGGGAGGCCACGAGGACCACAAGCACUGGGGCUUCCAUCAUGGAAAGCACUAA
Danaus chrysippus (African queen) is the source of this 714-nucleotide messenger RNA. The record is from the annotation of a GenBank genome assembly. NCBI's taxonomy places the organism in Eukaryota, Metazoa, Arthropoda, Insecta, Lepidoptera, Nymphalidae.